AUGGCUGUCAUCAGGAAGAAGACUGCCACCCGAGGCAGCGAGGGUGGUGUCAAAUAUAUAUGCGACGUUUGCUCUGUGGACAUCACAUCCACCGUCCGAAUACGGUGCGCCCACGCCGCUUGUAACGAUUAUGAUCUCUGCGUCCAGUGCUUCUCCAAGGGCUCAGCAAGUAAUAACCACAAUCCUGCCACACACCCGUACCGAGUUAUAGAGCAGAAUUCCUUCCCCAUCUACGACGAAGAGUGGGGAGCAGAUGAGGAGCUUCUGCUUCUUGAGGGCUGUGAGAUCUAUGGUCUCGGGUCCUGGGCAGACAUUGCAGACCACAUUGGCGGAUACCGGAACAAGGACGAGGUCAGGGACCACUAUGAGAAGGUUUACAUCCAGUCCUCCAAGUUCCCGCUCCCUGAGCGCUGCAGUCCCAAAGACACCGCCUUAGCGAACGCAAUCACCAGGGAGGAAUUCCAGGCCCGUAAGAAACGGAGAAUCGAGGAGCGGAAAGACGCCAUCAAGAAUGCGCCUGCCCCACCUCCGAAAACCAAACCAACCGCCUCUGUCCCCUCGUGCCACGAGAUCCAGGGCUACAUGCCUGGCCGCCUGGAGUUCGAGACCGAGCAUGCCAACGAGGCCGAGGAGGCAGUCCAGCUCAUGCAAUUCGAACCUGGAGAUGGCAUCAACCCAAACACUGGCCAGUUGGAACCAGAGAUGGAACUCAAGUUGACGGUUAUGGAGAUUUAUAACUCGCGGCUGACACAACGUGUGGAUCGCAAAAAGGUCAUUUUCGAGCACAACCUCCUCGACUAUCGAGAGAAUACCAAGCUCGAUAAGAAGCGGUCCAAGGAGGAGCGGGACAUCCUCAACAAAGCCAAACCGUUUGCGCGUAUGAUGAACCACAAGGACUUUGAGGAUUUCAACCAAGGCCUUGUUGACGAGCUCAACCUCCGCCAGGCCAUCACCCAGCUCCAAGAUUGGCGCAACAUGGGUAUUGGCAACCUCAGAAACGGCGAGAAGUACGAGCAGGACAAGGCAGCUCGCGCACAGAAUAAGAUUCCAAUGGGCUCCAUGGACAGGGAACGCCUGGCCGCGGCUCAGCGUAACAAGCAGCCCCCGCCGUCAGAUCCGCCAAGCGGAGCCGCCCUUCUGGUAGCCCCAGAACUUCCGAUACGGCCAGCAAAGAGCGGACUCCAGAAUGGCGAGCCUGCGGCCGACGGGGACGUCAAGCUCACGAACGGAACCCAUGCGAACGGUGUCAAUGGCGGCAGUGUUGUCGUAGCCAACGGCGCUGAUUCAUCGAAGAAGCCAACCCACGUGCCACAGCCUAUUUCUGGCGUCACGCCGAUGCAGCUGAGCCAAGACAUGCCCGAUUAUCAUCUUCUCACGAACGAAGAGGUUAGGCUCUGCGAGGUCAUCAGGAUGCAGCCGAAGCCUUAUGUUAUGGUGAAGGCUGAGAUUAUCAGGGAAGCUGUCAAGGGUAAUGGCUCUCUGAAGAAAAAACAGGUCAAGGAAAUCUGUAGCAAGAAUCCAUCGUCUUGGGAUUCGCGUAAGGCCGGCACAGUGUUUGAGUGUAUGGUCGCCUGGGGCUACAUUUCCAAGGCUUAG
Diaporthe citri is the source of this 1596-nucleotide messenger RNA. RefSeq lists its product as uncharacterized. The transcript has 2 exons. The record is from RefSeq and is a predicted model, not a curated record. Gene Ontology annotation, cellular component: nucleus; SAGA-type complex. Gene Ontology annotation, molecular function: transcription coactivator activity; chromatin binding; zinc ion binding. NCBI's taxonomy places the organism in Eukaryota, Fungi, Ascomycota, Sordariomycetes, Diaporthales, Diaporthaceae. Gene Ontology annotation, biological process: regulation of transcription by RNA polymerase II; chromatin remodeling. The coding region runs from base 1 to 1596 and encodes 531 amino acids.